AUGUCCAAAGGAGGAAAACUAACCAAGCUCAAGUCAGUGCUCAAGAAAUGGAACUCCUUCAGAAACAAACAGAGCCAAGCCACCAUCACCUCCGUCGCCAGCGACCGCGACUCCUCGUCGCUCCGCCCAGUGUACGUCGGGAAGACGCAGCGGGAGUACCUGGUGAGCGCCGAGGUUGUGGCGCACCCGCUGUUCCGGGAGCUGGUGGACAGGUCCCGCGACAGCAGCUCCGAGGAGGAGGAGGAGGACAGCAUCAAGGUGGCGUGCGAGGUUGUUCUGUUCGAACACCUUCUCUGGAUGCUCCACAACGCCGAUCCUCAACCCGAGUCGCUCCACGAACUCGUUGAUUUUUACGCCUGCUGA
Molecule: messenger RNA, 363 nt
Organism: Sphenostylis stenocarpa
Lineage: Eukaryota; Viridiplantae; Streptophyta; Magnoliopsida; Fabales; Fabaceae
Source: the annotation of a GenBank genome assembly